Messenger RNA from Aspergillus melleus, 429 nucleotides. RefSeq lists its product as uncharacterized. The record is from RefSeq and is a predicted model, not a curated record. The coding region runs from base 1 to 429 and encodes 142 amino acids. The transcript has a single exon. Lineage: Eukaryota; Fungi; Ascomycota; Eurotiomycetes; Eurotiales; Aspergillaceae.
AUGAUGACUCCUGUGCAGCGCCGGCGCCAACCCCGGCGCGUAGUCAACUACUCAUCUCGCCUGCGCUCUUGUCCACUCCCAGCGCCUACAGUUGUCGACCUGCUUCGCCCGACUACGUGGCUCUCGUUGGCUAGACUGGGUUUUGCGUUUCAUCAAGGCGCCUACAGGAGGCGCAGUUUCAUGGUGAUUGUCUCAGAUGCGGGCGUCUCCCAUGAGCAGCCAGUCAGCGUCAUGGCGAAAACAGGAGAUCUUCUCGUUGACGCCGGCAAUGGCGGACUGGGCUCGAACGCGCCGCGUCUUAAUUAUCAUGUCCCUCUCACCGUGCCCCUCGGUCCUCUGGGACAAAUUGUCGCUAGAAAAUAUAGGCGGCUUGGAUUGACAUUGUACAACAACAUCGCCUCUGCUCCUUUCUUUGAUUCAUUCACCUAG